AUGCCUGCGCCCAUCGAAAACGCAGUCUGCGGACCACAGAAGCCCGGUACCCCCAAGCCUCCUACAGGAACAAACUUGGCGGACUUGAAUCCAUGCCCUCUUAACGCAUGUUGCAACGUCUGGGGCCAGUGUGGUACAACAGCAGACUUUUGCACCAAAUCCUCCCUUGGACCUCCUGGGACUUCUGAGCCUGGCAAAAACGGAUGCAUCUCCAAUUGCGGGACCGAAAUCGUUAACAAUGGCCAAGGCCCUGCGCAGUUUAUAAAGAUCGGUUAUUUCGAGGCCUGGAACAAGAGGACACGGGCCUGUCUCAAUAUGGACGUCACGCAGAUCGAUCCGUCCUAUACUCACAUUCACUUUUCGUUUGGUGACGUUACUUCCCAGUUCACGGUGGCCAUUGAGGAUACCGAUCAGUUUAAUAAGUUUAUAAAGAUGAAAGGUCCCAAACGAGUCCUCGCUUUUGGAGGUUGGACUGCGUCUACAAGCCCUAGCUCCUAUUGGAUAUUCCGCGAAGGAGUCAAACCAGGCAAUAGAGAAACUCUAGCGACAAACCUUGCUAACUUUAUCCACUCCAAUAAUCUUGAUGGUCUCGACCUUGAUUGGGAGUAUCCGGGAGCGCCAGAUAUCCCUGGUAUUCCAGCGGCAGACCCAAUCGAUGGCGCUGGCUACCUCGAGCUUCUCAAGCUUCUCAGGGCCAGAUUACCCAAUAAAAGUCUUUCUAUCGCCGCCCCUGCUUCCUAUUGGUAUCUCAAGCAAUUCCCGAUCAAUGAGAUCGCCAAAGUAGUCGAUUACAUUGUUUAUAUGACAUAUGAUCUUCAUGGACAAUGGGACUACAACAAUCAGUGGUCCAAUCCCGGUUGCCCAAAGGGGAACUGCUUGCGUUCCCACGUAAAUUUCACCGAAACGAUUAAUGCGCUGUCAAUGGUCACCAAGGCUGGUGUACCAAGCUACAAGCUUAUCCUCGGUGUUACAAGCUAUGGUCGAGCGUUCAGAAUGACGGAUCCUGGGUGCACCGGGCCCAUGUGCACAUUCGUCGGACCGCAAUCUGCUGCCACCAAAGGAGAGUGUACCGACACGGCUGGUUACAUUGCCAAUGCCGAGAUUGACAAGAUCAUUGCCAAUGGCGGCAGGACUUACUACGACACGAACUCGCAAGCUGAUAUCCUGAUAUACGGUUCAGACUGGGUUGCCUAUAUGAGUGACAGGACCAAAGCCACACGCAUCGGCUUCUACAAAGGCCUCAAGUUUGGUGGCACGAGUGAUUGGGCAGUUGACCUUGCCAAGUUCAUGCCGGAACCAGGCGAGCAAAACCCCAUUGCACUGCCCAUUGAAGAAGACUGGAGAAAAAUCAAGUGCUCGCAUCCACUCGCACGUGACGAGGAGGCGUCGGAGAUCAAACGAUGGGAUGAGCUCAAAUGCAAGGAUGUUUGGGAUUCCGGGAUCUCCAGGUGGAAUGACAGAGGCUCUACGGCGGGAGGGUUGGGCUUUGUCGCUUUCUUGAGCAAUCACUGGGGGGGACCGCCUGAGAUGCAUUGCGGAGUCCCCACUUACGGAAGCGCAUGUGGAAAGACAGUUGAGUGUCUCGGCGCGGAUCUCACCCGAUCUCCUGGAGGUGCGCUUAUUCUCAGGGGCAUGCAAAACCUCCAUGAUGUGUACCUCAACUUCUAUACAGGCGUAGUUGAUGCUGGGAAUACUGUGUCCAUGACGCUUUCGGAUUUUUCCGAAACCUUUGCUCCUCCAGAGGAGGAAGAUGAUUCUUUAGACUGGCUUUUCGCCUUUCUGGGUGCAGGCCUCGGGAUGGCCGGUGGGCCAGUUUUCGAGAAAGUUUUUACAACGACAAAGUUCUUCUCCAAUCCCAACACGCAACAAUCGCUACAAGAAGUAGUGAUGACAGGGGUUGACAUGGGUCUGGAAAAAGCAUCAGAUGCAAUAAAGAAAGGGAGCGUUCUUAAACCCAUGGAUAGGGAGAUUGCUAAUCAGCUCUCCGCCAUGGUCAUGAACUGGAAGGAACUUACCAAUUCCACAAUGGGCGAGUUCUUCGCUGGAGACGAGAAAGGCAUCACUGCCCUGUUCAAGAUGAUCAACCAGAACAAGAUGCUCAACGCCAUGCCACAAUCGGUAUUGGACAUGGAACAAACCACGCUCAGAGCCCUCUAUGCCUCUCUCAUUCCAUAUUCUUGGAAACUCCGCGACUCCCAUGCGGUCUUAGUCGACACCGGUUUCAACUGCGAUGACGUUGGUAGUGGCGACUACAAGUAUAUGUAUCCUGAUAACGAUAAGGCAGCUGCAUGCGUCGACGGGAAGAAAUAUUUCCUACUCAACCCUAAGGGUGAUGCCACGACUUGCAGGGACAUGGGAAACUGGGCAGUCAGAUGCGAGGAACAUGCUAUGACCGCUCUUCCCGGAUUCGACUCACUUGGCGAGAAGGAUAAACAUACGGGAAGGGUCAAAUGGGGUGGCAUCACACGGGAAGACAUUGCACGCAGCAUCCUUACUCGCUUUGACCUCAAAGGGAACAAAGAUCUUGACAAGCCCAUAGACUUGGGGAAUGAAGGCGGCAGAUCCCAAUUUUGGGAACAAGUCGGCAACGGCGGUGAUAUUGUGCGCGUACCUGGAGUAGUGCAAAUCCCGAAAUGUGGUCCUGAGGAGAUCUUGGACAACUGGAAAAGGAAAACAGUGGGCCAGAAGCUGAACCACAUUGAGUACCCGUGUAAUAAGUCGUAAUUCUGUUGGUAUUUGUAGUAGUAGUCGAAUAUUUC
Molecule: messenger RNA, 2759 nt
Organism: Westerdykella ornata
Lineage: Eukaryota; Fungi; Ascomycota; Dothideomycetes; Pleosporales; Sporormiaceae
Product: glycoside hydrolase
Exons: 7
Coding region: 1-2724 (907 amino acids)
Biological process (GO): carbohydrate metabolic process
Molecular function (GO): hydrolase activity, hydrolyzing O-glycosyl compounds; chitin binding
Source: RefSeq, a predicted model, not a curated record